Thermochaetoides thermophila DSM 1495 is the source of this 270-nucleotide messenger RNA. RefSeq names its product RNA polymerases I, II, and III-like protein. Gene Ontology annotation, biological process: transcription by RNA polymerase I; transcription by RNA polymerase II; tRNA transcription by RNA polymerase III. Bases 1 to 270 code for a protein of 89 amino acids. Gene Ontology annotation, cellular component: RNA polymerase II, core complex; RNA polymerase I complex; RNA polymerase III complex. NCBI's taxonomy places the organism in Eukaryota, Fungi, Ascomycota, Sordariomycetes, Sordariales, Chaetomiaceae. The transcript is spliced from 4 exons. Gene Ontology annotation, molecular function: DNA-directed RNA polymerase activity; zinc ion binding; DNA binding. The record is from RefSeq and is a predicted model, not a curated record.
AUGAUUAUCCCAAUUCGCUGCUUUUCCUGUGGCAAGGUUACUGGUGACCUUUGGGAGAAGUUUGUUAAGCUUAUUGAGGAGGAAGGUCUCAGUGAUGGAGAUGCUCUUGACCAACUCGGCUGCAAGCGGUACUGCUGCCGGCGUAUGGUCAUGACCCAUGUUGACCUCAUUGAAAAACUCCUGAAAUAUACUCCUGACGGCCGGAACUACAAGAAGAUCCAGAUGCAGAUCCGCGCCCAGGAAGAGUCUCAGACGGCUUCCCAGUCAUGA